Juglans microcarpa x Juglans regia is the source of this 2621-nucleotide messenger RNA. Its product is annotated as probable protein disulfide-isomerase A6. The record is from RefSeq and is a predicted model, not a curated record. Lineage: Eukaryota; Viridiplantae; Streptophyta; Magnoliopsida; Fagales; Juglandaceae. Gene Ontology annotation, cellular component: endoplasmic reticulum. Gene Ontology annotation, biological process: protein folding. Gene Ontology annotation, molecular function: protein disulfide isomerase activity.
AUGGUCUUCAUAGUGGCAUGGCUGCAAGGUCUGCAAUUUGCACCCCGUGUCACCGCUUACCACAGCCGAGGCAGCCUGAGUCACGGCUGCGACAAACCGACAGAAUUGGAGCUAUAUAUACACAUCUUUUCGCCUUCCUCUCAUCAUGAACUGUUUCCGUUUUCGUCGAGAAUUUUGAGCUCAAGGACUUCGUUUGCUUUUCUGGCCCUGGCUUUGAUAUUCUUUGCCUCAUCGCUUUUCGCUUACGGUGUCGUCGUGCUCAACGACGACAAUUUCGACAACAAGGUCGGACAAGAUCGCGGCGCUCUCGUCCAGUUCUACGCUCCCUGGUGUGGGCACUGUAAAAAGCUUGCUCCUGAGUAUGAGAAGCUUGGCACAAGUUUCAAGAAAGAAAAAUCUGUUUUGAUUGGGAAGGUGGACUGUGAUGCACACAAGAACAUAUGCUCUAAAUAUAGGGUUUCUGGGUACCCCACGAUUCAGUGGUUUCCUAAACAGUCCCUAGAACCCAAGAGGUAUGAAGGUUCUCGUACUGCAGAAGCCCUUGCCGAUUUUGUGAACAUCGAAGGAGGGACUGUCGUGAAGAUCACUGCAACCCGAUCCAUUGUAGUGGUACUAACGGCACUCAGUUUUGACGAGAUUGUUCUUGAUGUAACUAAAGAUGUUCUGGUUCUGUUCUAUGCACCCGGGUGUGGACAUUGCAAAGCCCUUGCUCUUAUAUAUGACAAGCUUGCAAAAGCAUUUAAAUUGGAGGAAGAUGUGGUAAUUGCUAAUCUUGAUGCUGAGAAGUACAAGAGUUUGGCUGAAAAGUAUGAUGUCAGUGGAUAUUCCACACUGAAGUUUUUCCCAAAGAGCAACAAAACUGGUGAAUCUUAUGACGGUGGCCGAGAUUUAGAUGGCUUCAUAGAUUUCAUUAAUGAGAAAAGUGGCACUUAUCGUGAUGGGGAAGGAAAACUUACAUCCAAAGCUGGUCUAGUUGCCACUUUGGACAAGCUGGUGAAGGAGUUUUUGAGUGCUGGAAGUGAAGAGAAAAAGGCCAUAUUUGCCGAGAUAGAAGAAGAAGUUGGGAAGCUCAAGGGUUCAGCCACCAGAUAUGGAAUUAUUUACUUGAAAGCUGCCAAGAACUUUUUGGAGAAAGGUUCGGAGUAUAUCAAGAAUGAAAUACAGCAGCUUGAGCGCAUGCUUGAGAAGGUGGACUGCGAUGCACACAAGGACCUAUGCUCUAAAUAUGGGGUUUCUGGAUACCCCACAAUUCAGUGGUUUCCUAAAGGGUCCUUAGAACCCAAGAAGUAUGAAGGUGCUCGUACUGUGGAAGCCCUUGCUGAGUUCGUGAACAGGGAAGAAGGGACCAAUAUGAAGAUAGCCGCAAGCCCGUCCAACGUAGUGGAACUAACUCCAGACAAUUUUAAUGAGAUUGUCCUAGAUGAAACUAGAGUUCUGGUUGAGGUCUAUGCACCCUGGUGUGGCUAUUGCAAAGCUCUUGCUCAGACAUACGAAAAGGUUGCCACAGCAUUUAAAUUGGAGAAAGAUGUAGUAAUUGCUAACCUUGAUGCGGACAAGUACAAGGAUUUGGCUCAAAAGUAUGAUGUCAGUGGAUAUCCCACGUUGAAGUUUUUCCCAAAGAACAGCAAAGCUGGUGAAGAUUAUAAUGGUAGCCGAGAUUUGAAUGACUUAGUAAAUUUCUCUAGUGAGAAGUGUGGCACAAGUUGUGAUGGCAAAGGGCAACUUACAUCCAAAGCUGGUAUAGUUGCAAGUUUGAACAUCCUAGUUAAGGAGUUUUUGGGUGCUGGAAGUGAAGAGAAGAAGGCAGCAUUUGCCCAGAUAGAAGAAGAAGUCAGUCAGCUUAAGGGCUCAACAACCAGAUAUGGGAAGAUUUACUUGAAAGCUGCCAAGAACUCUAUGGACAAAGGUACCGAUUAUGCUAAGAAUGAAGUUCAGCGCCUUGAAUGCAUGCUUGAGCAGUCUAUCAGCCCAGCGAAGGCAGAUGAGUUCACUCUCAAGAAGAAUAUUUUAUCUACCUUUGCUUGAUCCGCUGGAGGCACUUCUUUCCAUUUUGCUUGGAUCAGGUAUCAGCAACCAAGUUACUGGGUUUCUAUUAUUGAGUUUUUUGGACUCGGGAAAUGUUACUGUUUCUGUGAACCUUUUUCGUCACAUUUUGCACUUGUUAAAUUUACAAUUGUAGAACAGAAGAAAAGGGUAGCCAGCAUACGAUCAACAGGAAUACACACUGUUUUUGCAUUUGAAAUCCGAUUUAGCUCCUUUUGGGACACGUAGGCAUUGAUUGAUAGACUGUUUUGGCAUAUUUUCUUGUUUGCAUUAUCGUUGUGUUCCCGUCCAAACAACUGUGAAGAGACAGAGCCUUCUGUGUAAAAUUGAUAGGAAGCUCAUGACAAACCAAAAAAAAAAAAAAAAAUUCAGUAAGAGUGUAAAAUAUAGAUCCAUCCAUUCAGAAUAAGAUUGAAGAAGAGAUGUGGGCGAAGGAUCAUCCAGAAGACAUCAUAGUGAAAAUUCUCCUACCAAUGUGGGUCAAAUUAGUGGGAGGUAACUGGAGAUAUGGCCGAUACAAAUUACCGGAAAGGAUGCAAGCUGGUAAAACGAAAAUCUUGUUGUCCUUACUGUGUUUG